GUGGGACAAAACCAUGGGCAAAGGGCUGCCAUACCGCCAUCAGGAAACACAGCAGAGGAUGCCAUAGGUGGUAGAGAUCAAAUUUGAUUGCCAAAUACAUGCCGUGACUGUUAAACCAUAGUGGGGAGCAUGCAUUGUCUAUCAAAUAGGAGCUGGAGAACUUAGUGGCAUUACUAUGCCAGCUGUCAGUCAGUCUCUUCUUUCCAUCCUUGGAUUCUUGCAUGCUGAAACAUCAUGGUAAUAGUAUUUACACUCUAAUGGUUGAAUUGUUGCAGUACAUUAUAGAAUAUCCACAGGCAUUCUAAUUUCAAAGACUGAAAACCAUGUUUGCAAAAACACAUUAAGUUCAUGGAAUGGAAAGUUUGGGUGGGGAAGGCCAUCAUAGGCCUAGGAACUUAAAGUACGGGCAAAAUGAUAAGGAAGUUAAAACAGAUGCUAGGGCUUACAGGAAAGUAAAAGACCAAGAGUCAGAUACAAUGGUAAAAGUGUUUGAUGGGCAGGCUCUGAAUAGGGAGCAGGCUGAAAAAAUGGGACCCUUAAAGAACAGAAGGUGGAGAGUAAGGAAAGGGGCGAGUUUAAAGAAAAGCCCAUACAGUUUUAUAGAUUCAGAUAUUCUUUCCCAGUACCGCACAUUUGAAAUCACCUGCCUGGCAGGCUGUGGGAAAUAAGAGUGCAAAUAGGUACAGUGGCUCUCCCCUACCAAUCUUUCUGAAAUUUGGCAGAAUGUAUCCCCUUAGAAAGGGUCACCAUGGCUGCUAUUUGCAUUCCAUUCUGGGCAGUCUUAAUUUACUCUGGAAGGCCUCUUUUGCCUGAAAAUUUCAUUCACUUAGGUGAAAAGGGGAAAAGGUUAUAGUUUUUAUAUUUAAAAGGAGUAAAACAGAGCUUUGGAUUUAACAGUUCCGAACUGGACCUGAAUUACAAAUUGGAAUGAUACAGUACAGAUCCAAAAGAGACUGGGUUGCUUCCAAACACUACAAAUGAAAGACCAAAUUUUGCGGUGGCUGCACACUUGGUUUGUAUUCUAGGUAGCCACAAUAAUCUUGCUAACACAAUCACAUUUCUAUUUGCAAAUUGUUCCAUGAACAAUUUUUACGACAGGCUGACCUUUGAGCUUGUUCCACAUUUGUGAAAUGGCUCAAUGUAGGCAAUACUAUUGGUCUCUCAUUCAACAGCAAAACACUUUAUAUUCCUGGAAAUAUGGCCUCUCCCAAGUAAAAGUGAAAACCAACUGUGUUUUGUGCAGCAAAUUUUUAUUUUGCAUUAAAUGUCUCAAGGCAAUAUCUUUCACAGAGAUCUGUAGGACAAACCGUUAAAAUAACAUGAGUGGCUGUAGCAUGCUAUUCUUGCUGAGCCCACAACAGAAAGAUGAGUUGAGCAAGGAGGAAAGUGACAGGACAAAUGUCUCCGUUAUGCUGGUGAAAUCAGCCACCUUCUCCCUCCUUUGGUGGUGCUAACUUCCGCCUGCAAAAUAAAGGAACCAUCUCAUUUAAGAGGAGGUGUCCUGCUCUUUGCAGUGAGUGAGAACCCUGUAGAUGCUGGCGAAUGGUAAGUGCUUUUUAUGGUCUGGCUAGUGUUUUAGGGAGUGACGUCUUGAGUCGACGUAUUCGUUAAAGAACAAACACAUGGAGGCUUUUCUUUAUUUUGGAGUUAGAUUUUAUUUUAACGGUGGAAAUACUGAGUGCUAGGAGUUUCCACAAGGAAGCCUUUAACCAGCAGCAAUUCAGAAAACACAGUUUUCUUUUGGUAUUGCAUUUCCAUGUGCCGAAUUUCUGCCUGCUGUGCAGCUGUUAAAAGCACAGAUCCCCUGAUUAAGAGCCAGAGGGGUGGAAUAGUGGUUGGAGUGAGGAUGGGAAGCCAGCGGUCCUCCAGAUGUUGUUGGACGACACCUCCCAAUACCUGUGACUGUUGGCCGUGCUGGCUAGGACUUAUGCAAUUUGGGGUCCCUGUACCUGUGUUGGUGUGGAUAAGACCCAGGCUCAUCUCAGCCAAGAAGCUUUUGCUUGGGUGACCUUGGGCUAGUCGCCAUCUCUCAGCCUAACCUACAGGAUUGUGAGAAUAAAAUGGUGCACAAAACCACAAAUGCAUGCCACUCAGAGCUCCUUGGAGGAAGUGUGAAAUAUAAGUACAACAAACAAAGAAAGGGGGAGGGAGAGUUGAUAGCCCUAGUGACUGAUUCACACCAUACAUUUAAAGCACAUUCAGCACACAUUUAGUGCGUAUGACUUACCCCAAACAUUCCUGGUAGCUGGAGCCAUUGACCUACAAUUCUCUUAUUUGUUUUUAUUUAUUUACAGCAGGGGUUCCCAAACUUGGGUCUUCAGCUCUUUUUGGACUACAGUUCCCAUCAUCGUUGUAAUUUCGUUGUUCCCGCAAGGGGACAAUGACAAUAAAGAUAUCUUGUCUCUUAUCUCUGACCACUGGUCCUGAUAGCUAGGGAUGAUGGGAGUUGUGGUCCAAAAACACCUAGAGACCCAAGUUUGAGAAACCCUGCUUGUCAACUGAAAAGGCUUCCAGAGUGACUUACAUACAAACUAGGAUUAUUGGGUGAAAGUCAUGUGCUUUAAAUGUAUGGUAUAGAUCUGCCCAUACAGCGAGUUUGAAUCAAAAUCCAGGUUCCUUUUGAAAAUAUAUUACGCAUCGUUGCCUGGGCCCUUGCAUGCAACACCAGGACUGUACACUGUAGUAUGAUUCUCCAGCACUUUAUUUGGGGGGGGGGUAUUGUAAACAAACAAACAAACAAACAAAAACAAAACAACCCUGAAGAGUGAUGUGAAGAAAUUGUUUUCCACUUUUAACAUUAAAAAAUUUGCAAACAGCACCUCUUACAGCAGAUUACUCAAUCACACUUAUGCUGCAAACCUGCACCCUCUUAACUGUGUGACUACUUCUGAGUAGACAUGUAAAUGCAUAUACUCUAGAGCAGACUAAAAUAACUGCUUUUUGCCAGACAUAGUUGACUGUCAUGACAGCCCAAAUCAACUGAAAUUUCAUCCUUUGCCAGCAGUCAUUUCAUCAGUGUUCACAAGCAAAAGGUGGGAACUUAUUUAUAGGUGUUAAGUACUGUAUGUGGAAAAUCACCACAUGCGCUGGCUGUGUGAAUCCAUACUGAUGGUUUGCACAACUAUCGUCUCUAAUGUAAGCAGACUUUUUUGUAGUUUGCCAAAGCUUUACUGCAGGCUCUCUGUUGGUCAACUGCAGAUACACAACCCACCAAGGAGAACCAACCAAUUAGGAGGUUGCAUGGAUAUGGAGCGCUAGCAGGGCUUGAGUUGCCUUGACUUUAAAAUAAGCUUUCUGACUUCGUACCAGUUGCAUCAUCUAUCCAUGCCUAUUGCUAAUGGAACCUUAGUCUUAUGUAAGGGUGUUGUGAAGAUUAAUGUCCUGCUUGAAGAAUAGGUUGGGCAGGCACUUGGGCUAUAUUAUUAAGAACACAUGUACAAAUUUAGCAAGAAAAGUUCUUAUUUCAUAUACAUGACAUCUGGCAACCCUAGCUGCAAAAGCCCAAUGAAGUCACCAAAUAUAUAGAAUCAAAAGCAUGAAACUAUCCUGCAACUGGAAACUAUAUGAUCACCCUUGUGGAAUAAACCUCCUUAUUUCCAACCCAACAUUUGGUUAUAUCAUGUGUAAACUUUGAACCAUGAGCUGCUUUUUGGCAGGGACCUGGCCUUAGUUUUGGUCAUCUAAAAUAUCCAGAAAACCCACAGAAGUAGUGCUAGUUAUAGCCUAUUUAUCUGCAUAUUGUAUUUCCCCCUGAUACAUUGUGUCCAAAGUGGUUUACAGGACAGACAAUUUAAAUACAGUAGCCAUAAUUAUAAUAUAUUGCAAUUACCAAUUCAACAAUUGCAGUUCAUUUAAAGGAGCAUAAAACAUACCAACAGGUCAGUGAACAAUAUCCAAUAAUAAUAAUAUCAGUAUUAUGCUCAUAUUAAGCCAUUCGUUCAAAAGUUAAUACAAGUCUAACCAGGGGCGGAUGAAGGGGGUGGCGAUGGGGUGACAAAAUACUGGGCGGCAUUCACCGCGGGCCUGCAGCGCGCCUGAGCCACGUGUCUCUCCUGGGAGAGACACAAUGGCUUGGGCGCCCACAGGAUUCGCACUGCCCCAAAUGGUCAGCCUGCUGCCUCCCCCUGAGCUGUAGGGAGGCCCUGCGGAGUGUCCUGCCUUGGCUGGCCCCGCCCCUGCAGGCGACUGGCCCCGCCCCUGGGCACAGGGCAUGUGUGCUUGCUCCACCGCUGAGUCUAACCAUACAAGUCUAACCUCCCCCACAAAGAAGCAGAAAAAGAGGAAAUGGUUUUUUUUAAGUCGCAAGGCACUUCAGACAGCGCACUCUAGAUCAUAGUUAUCAUUUGAGAGUUGGACUUCUGCAUUCAGUUUCACACACCCUGAAAAGGCUCCAGUUCAAACUAGUUAACCAACUUUUGUUGCUGUGUGUUGUCAAGUCUGCAAAGUCUGCUUGGUCCCCACUGCACUGUUCAACCUGGGAAAUUCUAUUGACUCACCGCCAGCAAUAUAGGCAAGCAGUUCUCGAUCUUCUUUGAGAAACUGAAUGUAAAUCUCUGGGAGGGCCAUGGAUAAGCAGAGGAUGGCUGGCAAAAAGUUUGGGUCGAGCCGCCGGAAGCAAGCAAGAGGGACCUGGGGCGGCACACGGGUAUCUUCGAUCUCAGAGGAAGAGCCAUGCCUUUCUGAACUCAUGGAAAAGGUUCGGGACCUCUCCCAGGGACAUGGAAAAAAGGAAGGUUUCAUCACACGAGCUGAUAUGCAGAAAUUGGAGGCAGACUUUCCUUGGAGCACCAAAGAGCUGGAGCUUGUGUUUGAUGGCCUGGAUGCUGACAGCAAGGGCUACUUAACCACAGAAGAGUUCACUGAGGGGCUUAGGUACUUUCUAAGCUCACAGACGGUGGCAAGAGCGCACCGGAAGAGAAAGAUGCCUUCCAUAAGGACUCCUACCCACCUGUCUCUGGAGGAAGCUGAUACAGAGGAGCAAGUGUGCUUUAAGGCAUUCCUAAACCAGCUGGGAGCUGACAGCAUCUUUGAAGACCAGUCAGAAAUCUGGAAGAUUUGGGUGCAGCUCCGACAGGAUGAACCCCAUCUGCUGGGAAACCUGAAAGAAUUCUUGGCUAAAAUGACACACUUGAUCAAAGAAUUGAGGGGCGCAACAGAGACAUUGCAGUUAAUACUGAAAACGCGAGUGGCGGAUCACAAUAAGGAGGUGCAGCAGUUAUAUGAGGAGUUGGAGCAGCAAAUAGACAAGGAGACAAGAAGGCUGCAGCUUGAGAGUAAAACCCAAAGCCAAUUCCACAGCGUGGAGAUGAAAGAGCUGCUGGAUGCCAGGGAAAGGGAAAUACAGCAUUUCCUCGAUGUUCAAAAAGAGCUUGAGACGCAGUUUCUCAGUCUUAGAGAAAAGCAGCACGUGGCCAGUACCCAAACCCAGGAGCUGAAACAAACCAACAUUGCCCUUGAGGUCCAGCUACAAAAAACCCUCAACCAGCUUCAAAAGACCCAAAGGCAACUGGAUUUCAUGAGGGGUAGAGUAUCUCAGUUACACAAAGAAGAGAGUGGCAGAUCGCCAGAGGAAGUCUCUGUCAAGACUGCUCAGAGUCAAGAGGGUCAUCUGAGUGCAAAUGAGAUGAGUUCCUCUGAAUUGGUGAUGAGAUUUGGAUACAAUCCGAGUGAGGAUACACUGGGCAGCUCUGCUCAGAAGGCACCUGGUGGUGUGGCCAAAGCCAACUCAGAAUCUAGAACUACUAGAGUGAUCUCCAUUGAAGAGGAUCCUUGGGUAGACUCUGUUGUAGAACCAGAAAAAUAUUUCCCGCAGGAAGUCAUGGACCAAAGCUCUUUGCUUAGAGAGCUGAAUGAUGCCAUAGCAGCAGUAAACAAGGUGUCUGAAUCAUCAAAUAAUCCACAAAUAGAUAACUUUGGUUUUCAGUUCUUGGGCCAAAUUAGAGAGAAAGGAAAUUCUCAGCAAGGAAAAAUGCAGGAAAACUUAACUCCAUAUGAUGCUUGCUCCAGAAACUGUGAUCUGCAGAAGAGAAUUGCUGAGGCUCUUCCUGGCCGAGCUUCAUGGCAAAGAGAUGGUCUUCUUAAAGAAAGACUAACUUAUGCUCUGGAGGUGAAGAAUGAAAACAUCUCUGAGCCACGAAGGGAAGUCAAAACUCUAGAGUCAAAGCAGAGAGGAUGUCUUCUUGUUCCUGAAGUGCAGUCUUCUGUUUAUGAAGAGUUGACAAGUGCAGCCGGUGACUAUAAAGAAAGCUCGAUGCAAGGAAAGACUCUCAUUUUAGAACAGGCGAUCCAACUUCACAAGCAAGUUUUAAAGUGCAGUGGUAUCAGCUGGACUCAAUGGCCACCUGCUGAUUCUGAGCAGAGAGUGGUAGAGCAAUCUCCAGAAAUUAAAACAUCAGAGAGAAAGAUACAUGAGACUCAACACCCCUCAGUGGAAGAUGAGCCGCCUGCUCAUUCUUUACCCAGAAUAGCCCUACCCAAGUUGGAUGAAAGAUGUGAGCCAGAGAUCUCCGUUUUCCAAAACCACCAGUUAGAGAAUAUGCUCCAACCGGGGUUGCAGACACAAAGCACAAAGGGCCUAGAAGCAACAUUAUCAGAAGACAAAAGAGAAGGAUGCAUGGAUUUGCCAGGGUGUAGGAAGAAUCAAGAGGUCAGGGUAGAAAUAGAUGAGGAAACAAAUGUCAAAGCAGAAGCUGCAGACUAUCCAGUGGAUGUGGAUGCGAAAGAAACUUCCAAAGACACCACAACCGUUUGCUUUUGUCCAGACCACGUGUAUAACGUGCUCUUUGUUGGAGACUCUAAUGUUGGCAAAACGUCUUUUUUGCACCGACUGCAAGAUGAUUCCUUCGAUGCAAAUAUGACUGCGACUGUAGGAAUGGACUAUCGGAUCAAAAACCUCUUUGUGGAUAACAAGUGCUUUGCUUUACGCCUGUGGGACACAGCCGGCCAAGAAAGAUACCACAGUAUCACCAAGCAAUUCUUCCGGAAGGCUGAUGGAGUUGUAUUGAUGUAUGACAUCACCUCAGAACAUAGCUUUGCAGAGGUGCGGUACUGGAUGAAUUGUAUCCAGGAAGGAGCAGAAAAUGGAGUUGUCAUCCUUCUGCUUGGUAACAAAACAGACUGUGCUGCAGAAAGAAGAGUCUCUUCAGAGGACGGUGCACACUUGGCCAAGGAGUAUGGACUCUCAUUUAAUGAAUGCAGUGCUGCCUUAGGUCAGAAUGUGACUGAAUCCAUGGUCAAAUUGGUAAGGUUGCUGAAAACUCAUGAAGAUAAGUUCAAGCAGGAGAUUUUGGAGCUUCCAGCGCCAUCUGGAAAGAAAAGGGGAUGCUGCUCAUAACCAAAAGGCAGAAGAUGAGAUGUUUAAAGCUAAUGGCUUUCAACAGAUCCUUGUGGCUGUUAUGUGGUUAGACAUGUUUUGUUUCUCCUUGAUUUUGGUGCUCAGCCCACCUUAUAUAGCACAGGAACCUUGCCAAUUCACAUUGGCCAGAUUUUACAUUGGUGUCCCAAGGCAGCUUUCAAACCUUAUAUCCCUCCAGAUCUGUUCUUUGCUCUGUAAACUUUAUUGGCAACAGGCCAGAGAAGAAUUUCUAGUUCAUACCAGUAAUUUCCCCCUCCCAAUAUCAAGCUAGUUGCUAUAAGCAAUUAUCUCCUGAAAUAUGUGCCUUAUUAUGCCAAUAUUUAACAAACUUAUUCUGAUUCUGAACAAGUUUUUGCAUUCUGAACAAAUUAGUUUUUUGCUCCUUCUCUUUUCAUUCUUAUAUAACUCUGUAAGCUUUGCAUAUUAAUACACUUUCAAUUCCUACACUGUCAUGGUUGGUAAAUUCUUUCUCAAUGUUUUGUGUAGCAUGAUUUUGCUGUUAACAGUGGGGUGGUACUUGGAGGAAAGACUUAGAAGCUGAUCUGAGGGCACAGGCAGGUUCAUAUAGGACAAAGCACUCACUAAAGCACAUGGUCCUCAAAUAUUUACAAAUAUUUUAAAAUAAUAAUCAGUAUAGAUUCACAUUUAGAAAAAUGUAAGCAUGCGGGAUUCAAGUUAAACAACAACAGUUGCAAAGCUAUAAUGUUUUCAGCUGGAAAACCGUAAUGCAGAGCUUUCCAAACUCUGUGUAGCAACAUGUUAAUGUGUCAGCUGCAGUGUGUAGGUGUGUUGCUCGAACACCUAUAAGGGGUUAGUUUAACCUCUGGUUUGCUAGCAAAACUGAAUUACUGUGUCACGAAAUUAUGCAUGUCUAAAAAGUGUGUCACCAACAUUAAAAGUCUGGAAAGCUCUACUGUACUGUAAUGUUAUAGUCAGAUCCCCUCCUCCUUUCUACCACCUUUUGUUUUUCCAACAUCCAUGUAUAGCUGGGAUGCUGCACAUAGACAAAAAAGGUUUCUUGUAAAUGCUAUUUCAGUUAUGCACAGAAGGUGGCGCUUUCCUUGCUUCUAGCUACCCUUUCCAAAGAGAUAUAACAGAAGGCGACUGCCUUACAAUUGCUUGAUUUUCUCCGUAAGAUGGCAGCAAACACAAUUUAAAAUUCAUCAUUGAUUGUAUUAACAAGGUUGGGUCAAUCUGAAUUUCUUCCAAUUUGAAUUUCUUCAAAUCUGUAAACAACUUAAAAAUCAACAACGGUGAAAUUUGUUUUCUAAUGAAAACAGCUGUUUAUAAGCAAAUUCCACAAGUAUGAAGAAAAUCCACAUGCUAAUCAUAAAUCAGCCUGUAAACAAGAACAAAACACUGUGUUCAGUGUCUGCUCAGAGAUAAUGACAAUAAUUGGAGCAUAAAUAGUGCCAAGUGUGCUGCAUUUUAAAUAUUGUUUUGCUUAUAAUACUUGCCUCUCGAUUCUGCUACAGCUUUGGACUUGAGUUUGCAGGCUCAAAGAUUAAAAUACCAUGCCAUCUGACAGGAAACAUCAGCUUAAAAAUAUUCAGCUUUGUGGCUCUAAAAUAUUUUUGAUGACAAGGGUGCUAUUUUUGUAGUCAUCCCAGAUUCCCAAUUGGGAAGUGAAAAUGCUGCAGAAAUCUGGCUCUCAAAUGGAUACAAAGGGAAAUGAAUAAUAAAGUAAUUAAAAGAAAUGUGAGGGGGCAGCCUUGGAACCUCCUUCUUCUGGGAUGGAUUUUUUUUUAAGUCUCCAGGAAUGUACCCUCUAACCCUGUUAGGGCAGGGGUAGCAAACAUGGUGCCCUCUAGAUGUUGUUAGACUCCAGCUCCCAUCAGCCUAUUUAACAGUCAAGGAUAAUGUGAGUUAGUCCAACAAUAUCUGGAGGGCACCACAUUGGCAAUCCUUGUUAGAGGCUUGAACAGGCCACUAAACUCUUCAUCCCCUCCCUGCCAACUGAAUCUCUUUUUCUUUUUCCAAACUUUUUCCACUUCAACUAGAGCAAAGGAACUUCAGAGGGAGUAUGCAGUGUGAAACAUGCUAUCACUUGCGGACUGAAAGAAAACAGGAGCUUUAGCGUAUUGUGUUAACUGGCCUAACAAUUCCUGUGUUAUCAACUAUUUGAUGGUUGUGUGCAGUAAUUAUUAUCACUGUACUUUCCCCCCUGUAUUUCAUUUCCCUCUGACCUCACUGUUUAUAAUUCCUCCCACCCCACCCCAUACCUGCAACUCAAGGUAACAAUGUAAGUUUCCAGAAAAAUGGACUGUAACCCAUGCAAGUGUAUGCUAUAAUAAAUGCGUUAGUCAUCUAUUAAGAUGCCACAAGCCCUCUGGAAAUCUCAAGAUUCUGUAUAGCUCAGGAACAUAAGAAGAGUCAAUGGCCCAUCUUGUCCAGCAUCCUGUUCUCUCAGUGACCAACUAGAUGCCUGUGGCAAACCAGCGAGCAGAGUGUGAGCAGAAGAGCACUCAUCCGCCAUGCAAGUA
Messenger RNA from Zootoca vivipara (common lizard), 9837 nucleotides. It is a transcript of the gene RAB44, whose product is annotated as RAB44, member RAS oncogene family. Gene Ontology annotation, molecular function: calcium ion binding; GTP binding; GTPase activity. Lineage: Eukaryota; Metazoa; Chordata; Lepidosauria; Squamata; Lacertidae. The record is from RefSeq and is a predicted model, not a curated record.